Molecule: messenger RNA, 632 nt
Organism: Frankliniella occidentalis (western flower thrips)
Lineage: Eukaryota; Metazoa; Arthropoda; Insecta; Thysanoptera; Thripidae
Gene: RpS18
Product: 40S ribosomal protein S18
Exons: 4
Coding region: 148-606 (152 amino acids)
Biological process (GO): translation
Cellular component (GO): small ribosomal subunit; ribosome; cytosol
Molecular function (GO): RNA binding; structural constituent of ribosome
Source: RefSeq, a predicted model, not a curated record
UUCGUUACCUGCAUAUCUCAUAGCUACAAAAUUCAAGAAGAACAGGAACGCACUCAGGUGGAGUAUUUCCGGUAAGCAAAGCACACCAUACAACCAGCGGAAACAACGAUCUUGAUUCUUUCAUCGUUGUCCGUUUUCUCCGGCAAGAUGUCGCUGGUCAUACCGGAAAAGUUUCAACACAUCCUCCGUAUCCUCGGAACCAACAUCGAUGGCAAACGGAAAGUUAUGUUCGCUAUGACGGCGAUCAAGGGUGUCGGACGCCGUUAUGCCAACAUCGUCCUCAAGAAAGCAGACAUUGACCUCGACAAGAGAGCAGGAGAAUGCUCAGAGGAAGAGGUCGAGAAAAUUGUGACAAUCAUGGCAAACCCUAGGCAGUACAAGAUCCCUGAUUGGUUCCUCAACAGACAAAAAGAUAUUGUUGAUGGUAAAUUCAACCAGCUCACUUCCUCCAAUUUGGAUUCUAAGUUGCGUGACGACUUGGAAAGGCUCAAGAAGAUCCGUGCCCACAGAGGCAUGAGGCACUACUGGGGCCUCCGCGUGCGUGGUCAACAUACCAAGACAACUGGACGCCGUGGACGAACUGUGGGAGUUUCCAAGAAGAAGUAGAACUAAAUAAACUGUCCUUUUCCCAA